Molecule: messenger RNA, 1830 nt
Organism: Penicillium daleae
Lineage: Eukaryota; Fungi; Ascomycota; Eurotiomycetes; Eurotiales; Aspergillaceae
Gene: nde1
Product: nuclear distribution protein NudE
Exons: 1
Coding region: 1-1830 (609 amino acids)
Biological process (GO): chromosome segregation; vesicle transport along microtubule; microtubule nucleation
Cellular component (GO): centrosome; kinetochore; kinesin complex
Molecular function (GO): microtubule binding
Source: RefSeq, a predicted model, not a curated record
AUGCCAGCCGCCGAUGAUUCACCCUCUAAGGGGAAGGACACAAAUGGUGUGGAAGAGUAUACCAUCGAGUACUACAAAGCCCAAUAUGAGUCGAUUCAGGAGGAGCUGCACGAUUUCCAGCUCUCCAGCACCGAGCUGGAGGCGGAGAUGGAAAAGGAGAUGGAGGACAAGGAGAAGCGCGAGCGACAGCUCAGGGAGAAAGUUGACAACCUGCGCUACGAGGUAGAGGAGUGGAAGGUGAGUGAUCUACAAGUUUUCGUCAUCUGGUAUGGCGCGGGGGCUGAUACUGGUGGCCUGCAGACCAAAUACAAGCAGUCAAAGACCGAGGCGAACAAUGCGCAAAACACCCUGCAGAAGGAGAUUACCUCUCUGCGCGAUGCCAAUCGCACUUUGCAGUUGAAGCUGCGUGAUAUUGAAGUUGCCAACGACGAUUACGAGCGACAAGCCCGAAACACCACUUCGUCCCUGGAGGACUUGGAGUCUAAAUACAAUGUCGCCAUCGAGCGCGGGGUGCUACUGGAAGAGGAGAUCAGGACUGGGGAACAAGAGCGUGAAAGCUUGCGGAUUGACAAUCAGCGUUUGAGAGACGAACUUUCUGACCUCAAGGUUGAAGCCGAGAUCAACCAGGAGAAGCUGCGCCACACCGAGGGUCAUGGGUUCCGUCGUCGCAAGCCGACACCGUUGUACCGCAGCCCGUCGACACCCCAGCCACUAGAGAUUUUCGAUCGGUCUCCUGGCGUAGGCAAAUCGUCUCCCGUAUUUGCGACCCCUCCAGCCAAGUCGACCUUGGCCUCUUCAACCGCAACUCCGCCCUCGCCGCCCAUCUCAGAGGCCUCUACCAACUUCCGCAAGUCCAUCAACGCAACCCCCACAUUCCCUCGAACCAGAGCGACUGGCGCAGAACCAGUCAACUCACGGACCCUGCACAAUACCAGAACCCAGCCGGCUCGGCCUGCUGCCCACUCGCGCACUUCAUCUCUUGCGUACAGUAACAGUGGCUACAGUAAUGGUGGUCGCACUACCCCGUCCAUGUCUUACUCUUCCCGCAACAGCCUGUCCAGGUCGACCACCUCCCGGCCCUCCGGUCUUCCCAAAUCUGGCUCGCUGUUCCAGAUUCGUGGACUUAUUGGCAAGAUGCAGAAACUGGAAGAGCGUGUCCAGUCUGCCCGGUCACGUCUUCCAGCACCCUCAGAGACAUCCUCUCGGGGAUCUCCACGCUCCCGCCAAGGUUCAGUGAUCGGAGACAGCCCAGUGCCAUCCACGAUCACCGUUCGGAGAACCUCUCGCAAGCGAAUGAGUGGCAGUAGCUUUGGCUCAUCCGUUCGAGAUAGCGAAAGUACUCCUUCAUAUAUUCCUCAGGGUCGCCAGUCCAUCGGGGCUCGUACUGGUGAUAGUCGACCGAGCAGCCGAACGAGCUACUCCAGUCGGAGCUCGUUCAGCCAAAGUGUACAUUCCGGAGUGCCGAUUGGUCGCCCUGAAAGUCGGCAGAGCCGCCCCGGCGCCAAGACGCCUCUCGGCCACUAUUCAACCAACCCCACGACGGAGAGCCGCCGACCCAGGUCAUCUCUGAGUAACCACAACGGACAAACACCGUCUGUUGCAAGCAUGUCCAACAUCGAUGAAGACCAUGAUGUCUCUACCCCGACCGUGUCCCGUAUUCCCAAGGACGUGCGGCGACCCUCCGUCUCCGCCACACCUGGAAUUAAGAAACGUACCACCAGUGGCAUGUCGGCUAUCCCGACGCCCCGCAGCUUCAAGACAAGUAUCGGGUCGGGGACUAUGCCCGCACCGCUGGAACGGAAGCAAAGUGACAUUGGAGAGACCUAUUAA